CAUUCAUGCCCUUCAUAUCACAUAAUACACAAACUCUUGACCUUUGUCUAAUAACGAUCCAGGGGUGAGCAUAUAUUAAAACUUUCUGAUUACAUGGCUGAUAAGUUUCGAGCAACGUCAGCAAUUUGCGGUAGCGGAGGCGGUACGUGGUGGAACUCGCCGAGAAGCGUUAUGUCUCCUUCGGAUCCUUUCUUGUCGCCUUGUUUCGGAGCUGCAAUCAACACUUCCGAUGAUUUUGGCUCUGGAGAAAAUAAUAUCAAAUCUAGGAUUACUUGUACCGACAACAACAUCGUUUUUGGGCAGCGAGAGGCGGAUUCCGACAGUGGAGGUAGCACCGUGACGAUUGACUCGACGAUGCAAAUGAUGGGUCUAGGGUUUUCCUCGAACUCUUCUUCAGAUUGGAACCAAAAUAUUGUACAAGAAGACUUAAACUCAAGCUUUAUAAGGAGCUCACAAGAUCAAGAUCAUGGCCAAGGAUUCCUAUCCACAACUACUUCACCUUAUCUUCUUAAUCAAGCUUGUUCUUCAUUUUCAUCAACUUCUUCUUCCUCAACCUUUUUACGAACUUUUUCUGAUCCCGAACAUAACCCGUACAGCUUCGUUUCCACCACUACCUGCUCAUUCAACGAUCCUCAGGUCUCAUGGGCUAAUGCUAUGACAAAUCUUAAUCAUCAAGCUGCUUAUGGACAAAUUAACACCUUCUCUAACAACACAAACUCUCGACCCUUUUGGAAUUCUUCAUCAACAACUAACUUACAUAACACAAUGCAGAACAGUUUUCUAACCACUCCGCAGAUAAUAUCUAGUCGUGUUGAGGAUAAAACCAAGAAGACAAGAGGCCAGAGCGAAUCCUUGAAGAGAGCAAAGUAUAAUGAACCUCCGUCGAAGAAACAGAGGGUUACCACGCCUUCACCGUUGCCAACUUUUAAGGUGAGAAAAGAGAAUCUAAGGGACCAGAUUACUUCAUUGCAACAGCUAGUUUCACCUUUCGGAAAGACUGAUACUGCAUCGGUUCUCCAAGAAGCUAUAGAGUACAUCAAGUUCCUUCACGAUCAAGUCACUGUUCUAAGUACUCCAUACAUGAAACAAGCUGCUUCGAUCCAACAACAACUGCAGGAAGGAAACGAGAAUCAAGAACUAAGAGCACAUGGUCUAUGUCUCGUCCCGAUAUCAAGCACUUUUCCAGUGGCUAAUGAAACAACCGCCGAUUUUUGGACACCGACGUUUGGGGGCAACAAUUUCAGGUGAAUAAAGAGAGAGGAUUGUGGUAGACGGGUAGUCAAGACGGAAGGGAACAUAUGCUAAAUUCAGUUUGCAGACUCUAAAGCAUGGAAUAAGUGAAAUGUAUUUUCUUCUUCUUUUCUUGUCCUUUAAUUUAAUGUUUCGAGGGAGUUUUAUUGCUGAAUUUAGCAGAUAAGGGUUGGUUUUAUGUCGAAGAACCUUUUGUUCCCAUCCUUGUUCUUGAAUUUAUAUAUACGUAUUAAAGAGGAAGCUCUUAGUUUGUUUCUGAUUUGUAUGUGUAUAAACUGAUGUUUUGUUCCGCAAGCGAAUUUCCAUGGUGAAAAAAUAGCAAU
This is a messenger RNA of Eruca vesicaria subsp. sativa (arugula), 1574 nucleotides long. The record is from the annotation of a GenBank genome assembly. NCBI's taxonomy places the organism in Eukaryota, Viridiplantae, Streptophyta, Magnoliopsida, Brassicales, Brassicaceae.